UCAUUCCUUGUGAGAACAUUCUCCACAACACAUUCAAAUAUUGUACACACAAAAUUUUGAAAAAAUUGAACCAAAAAUUUUAAGUAAUUACGAAAAACUUUUGCAACAAAAAAACUUUAGUAAAUCGAAAUUAGAUAAUGUCGAGGCCUACAUUAGCUGCGGAGGAAGUACGCCAAGGGAGUGUAGCACAGGCACGUGCGCACAAUGCCGUGAUUGGUAUUCCUCCCCGUGUGGCCGGGAAUCUUCGGACUGCCUUUGUUCCACGCACUCCACCGGCAGCUUUGAUGGCACCACUCGCCCAGGACGGCUCUGCUCCCGUGCUGCUGCCCAUCCUCGACUAUGUGCGUGAGCUGCUGAUCAAUCCCUUUCCCAGAGAGCCCGAAGCCUUGGACCUCAGGCUGGACAUUGCCGCCCACAGACACCUGCUUUACGAGAGCAUCCUCAUGGUUGUGGACAUACUAAGCAAUGUGAUUGAGGCAAUGGCAAGGGAUGCGCUCUUGAGUCUGGAUGACCAGUGUAACUUCCUGAGAUUGUGCACACUGUACUUUGCGGCCCACGACAUAGAGAACUCUCUACGACGCACCAUGGACGCAUUGGGAAUCUUUGACAUACCGACCGUUAACUAUUCGGUUUAUACGUGGCCCCGGCACUAUGUAGAGGUGACACUUGGAACACCCCACCUGGGACCUCAUUACUUUGAGAGGGGCCUGGGACACCGGGAUGCGCUCAUGGAGACGGGAUACUGGGAUGAAAACGAUUAUCCAGAUGAGGCCUCAAUCGACCCACCCGAAAACGAGGCGGAAGCCCAGAACAAUGGAGAAGACGACGACGGAGACGAGAACUAUGAAGAUGAGGCUCCUCCUUGCAUGGUGAACGAAAAUUUCCCUCCGCGACACUGAGGACAUUUAACACUUUUUUCG
Drosophila subobscura is the source of this 920-nucleotide messenger RNA. RefSeq lists its product as uncharacterized. Bases 138 to 899 code for a protein of 253 amino acids. The record is from RefSeq and is a predicted model, not a curated record. The transcript is spliced from 2 exons. Lineage: Eukaryota; Metazoa; Arthropoda; Insecta; Diptera; Drosophilidae.